Messenger RNA from Brassica oleracea var. oleracea, 1304 nucleotides. RefSeq lists its product as uncharacterized. Bases 129 to 1253 code for a protein of 374 amino acids. Lineage: Eukaryota; Viridiplantae; Streptophyta; Magnoliopsida; Brassicales; Brassicaceae. Gene Ontology annotation, molecular function: protein binding. The record is from RefSeq and is a predicted model, not a curated record. The transcript has 4 exons.
UAGACUGCCGAUAUGAAACGACGUUGUUGCAGCAAGAAAAUAGUACCCCUCCCUCUUCUUCUUCCGCAAAGAUUCCGAAACAAGUAGAAACUCCCGCCCAAAUCUGGUGACGAGGACGACGACGAACGAUGGCUGAUCCGUUGAGACAAAUCUGCGACGAACUAGAAGUCUGCAAAGAAGAAGCGCUAUUCUACCUCGAAGGAUUCCGAUGGGAUCUGAACGCAGCGACGGAGGCUUGCCGCACCAAAACCUUGCCGUCGCCGGCUCAACCUCCGUCUGAGAACCAAAGAACAGCGGCGGAGCAACAAAGUAGAAACGAGAAGAUCGCGAGAUUCAUAGACCUUUCUAAUGGAUCAUCGUCUGUGGCGGACGCAACAAAGUACCUCAACGACAACAAUUGGAGCCUAGAGCACGCCGCCCGCGCUUUCUGUGAACACCGCUAUGAUAAACCUGAGAAGAAGUCGAAGCCGGUGCUGUUAUCACACGACGGUGGUCAUACUGAGCCGCAGUUUCAUAGUACCUCGACAAAUCUCAGGAGCCCCCCUUGGGUUAGUACGGUGCCGUUUCAACUGGCACAGAAAAGAAUAAACCACUUCCACGAUGUUGUUUCUGCUGCCUCUUCAAAAGCCGUAAUCGAUUGCCUCAACGACUGCAAGGGGGAUGUAGAUGCCGCCAUCCUCUAUUUCGAUGACGUUUACAGUAAAAAGAAUUCCACAGAAUGUUUACCUCAUGGGGUCAAGGAAGCGCGCAUCGCUUCAUUCUCUUCGAUGACUAGAGCGACUAGACAAGUUGCACAAGCUUACCUGGAAAAGUAUAUGUGGGAUCUAGACCAAGCCAUCGACUAUUUCUUUGAACCUAGUGACUCGGAGACACAAAAGUCACUUGAAGAGGCUGGUGAAGGAGACGUCACAGUGGCUAAACCUGGGAUGGCGUCAUCUCAAGUGGAUGGUAAGGCUGUAGAGGAAGGUUCAAGCACGGAGACAGUCCCUGAUGAUAACCGAGACAGGACAACUGUGGAGUCUAUUAUGAUAACUAUCUCCUUGGCAGAUACGUCUGGGGCAUCGCUGGAGCUUCCUUUUAGAUCAGACCAAACCGUAAGAGACAUCCGCAAUGCUAUUGACCAGCGAUAUCCAAAUAACGACAGGGGCUACGUUUUGGAAUCAGGGGAUGGACUACGCUACAUGGAUUGGAAUGUAACUGUAUACAGAGUUACUAGGGGUGAAUCUACAACUCUCCUCCAGAUCGACCCCUAGCCUUUGUUUUGGUAACAGUUUUGAAAGAGAGAGAUGGAAAGAAGAUUCAUA